AUGAAUCCUCAGCUAGAGAUCAGCAUGAUGUGUGAUUCGUCUUCUUUCAAGGUGUGUGACAGCUGUCCUGUAAGGAGUUCCAAAGACCACCUGCUCCUCAGUGUGGGCACAGAGAUAUAUAAGGUUUGCCCRAAUCCAGAUGCUCUCCUGCCAUUCCUCAUUAAGGAUAACCCUAUGAUGCCAGUUAUCUAUAACCACAGGAUCCAGAUCAGUGUUAAUACAUCAGACUGGGAGUGGAUCAGUACAGGUCUCUACCUCUCUCCUGGCAUGAAGACCUACAUUGCCAUACCAGCAGAGAUGGUCAACAGUGGAUGGAAGAUCCAGAUAGGCUGUCAGACAGACAGACUGAAUCAUGCAGAGUUGAAGAGAGCACCAUGCGUCCAUGAACAAUUUUCYAUAACUGCAGAGAUGAUGCAGGUGUGCAACCUCUGGGGUGGACUCAUCUACCUGGUGGCCCCUGCCAAAGCACAAGUGGAGGGUCAGAUCAUUGUGCAGAUGGCUGUACCUGCGCCAUAUUACAAAUUUGGUGAGUGCUUUAGAGGUUGA
Molecule: messenger RNA, 546 nt
Organism: Paralichthys olivaceus (Japanese flounder)
Lineage: Eukaryota; Metazoa; Chordata; Actinopteri; Pleuronectiformes; Paralichthyidae
Source: RefSeq, a predicted model, not a curated record